Molecule: messenger RNA, 1225 nt
Organism: Ostrinia furnacalis (Asian corn borer)
Lineage: Eukaryota; Metazoa; Arthropoda; Insecta; Lepidoptera; Crambidae
Exons: 1
Coding region: 28-792 (254 amino acids)
Molecular function (GO): oxidoreductase activity
Source: RefSeq, a predicted model, not a curated record
UCAGUCGCGCUAACGCCACCUGCUACGAUGGACUUCCUCAACAAAGUGGUUGUGAUCACGGGCGCAAGUUCCGGAAUUGGGGCAGCCACCGCUGAAUUGUUCUCUAAACAAUCCGCAAGUUUAGUCCUCGUUGGCAGGAACGAAACUUCCUUGAAAGACGUCGCUGAUAAAUGCGAAACUGCUAAAGGUAUCAAACCUCUUAUUGUUAAAGCUGAGAUGAGCAACGAUAACGACGUGAAAAACAUAGUUACAAAAACAAUUGAAACGUUCGGAAGAAUCGAUGUCCUCGUCAAUAAUGCAGGGUUCGGAACCAAAGCUGGAAUUCGUGAUGGCAUCGAUGUGUACGACAGAAUCAUGGCAACAAAUAUGCGGGCGGUUUACCUCCUGACCAGUCUGGCUACGCCUCACCUUGUCAAAAGCAAAGGAAACGUCGUCAACGUUUCGAGUGUCGCCUCAUUCCGAGUAAUCAAGGACUUAGAUUUCCUACCCUAUUGUAUCUCCAAGGCUGCCUUAGAUCAAUUCACUAAAUGUGUCGCUGUGGAGCUAGCUAAGGAUGGCGUUCGGGUGAAUUCUGUGAAUCCAGGCGCUACGAGAACCGCUUUUGUGCAAGCAGCUGGCUAUACCAAGGAACAGUCAGAUGAAAUGUACAAAAUAAGAAACAAAACGAUGCCUUUAGGCAAAGUGGUCGAAAGUGUUGAAGUGGCAGAUCUCAUCAUGUUUUUGGCAAGCGAUCGUGCUCGGAGUAUUACUGGUGCUACUCAUGUCAUUGAUAACGGUGAAAUUUUAGUUUAAUGUGAAAAAAAUAAGCUAGUUUGUAAAUGAAAGUGUAAAUUCUCUUUCCCCUUUCUGUGCUUAUUUGUGCUCAAUUGAUGUGGUAGUAAAGUUCUACGAGGAAAAUCUGCCUUCCAUAUUUUUCUGGUAACAAGAUUGUAGCCUUCGAAAUAAAUAAACCGGACUGCGUGAGCAAUAGACAUUGUACUACAAGAAUAAGAACGUACGAGUUCAAAGGCUAUAGGGGCUAACAUAAAUAGGUCAGAGAGCUUAGCUAAUAUAGACCGUGUUCUUCGAGCCAUUAGUCUUCAUUUUGCAUGCAGUGGAUCUGAUAGUGUGAGGCGCAAAGCAAAAGUUAUGGUAAAGGCAAAUGAAGACUGUAUUUCUCUGGGAAAAGAGUUUUCUAUAAAAUUGUAUGAAUAAAUUAAAAUUGCUUAUUGUUUUCAUAACAACA